AUGGAUGGCCAGGCAGCCCAACAGCCUGCCACCAACCAGUCAGUCCCACCACAGCAGCAGCCAUCUUUGAUCCGGACAGACCAGGUGGCCAAGCUACCGCAUCUCAACGAUGCUCAGAAAUCGCAACACACCCAGCUAGUCCGCGGGCUAUGGGAUAUUCUCAAUUCACGCGAUCCGUCGACCGAAGAAUACCGAAACGCACAAAUGCGGCUGAUGCAGGUGUCGCAAAGCCUGAUGAAGGGAAUGCAACUAUUUAGAACGAAACUGCAACAGCAGCAACAGGCGCAGGCACAGGCAGCCCAAGCCCAGGCUCAGGCCCAGGCUCAAGCCCAAGCUCAAGCUCAGGCGCAAGUACAACAGCAAGCUCAGCAGGCUCAAAUACAACCGGUGCAGCAGCAGCAACCUCAACAACAGGCACAGCCCGCUCAAGCUCCACAAGGCGCUCAAUCGAACAGCAAUCCAACGGCAUUCAGUCAACUUUUACCAGCUAUCCAGGCCAAGGUCAAUACUGUGCAAUUCCAGUUACCUCCUAAUGGCACCCGCGAACAAACCGCCAACUGGCUAAAUGAAGCCAAGCUUCGGUAUGGCAUGGCGCUGCAGAAACAAGAGAUUGGACGGCAGCGAAGUUUAGAAGUACGACAACAAGUACAAGCACGUCAAAGUGCUGGAGGUGCUGGGUCGAUAAGCGCAGAGGAGAUGACUACGUUCAGAAAUCGACAGCUACAAGCCGAAAAGCUGUUCCGCGAAGGACAAGAGUUUUUGAAGAAAUUUCAAGAGCAGCAGGAAGGGUUCAGGGCUGCUCGAGCAGGCGCCGCAGGACAACCGCAACAAGGUGCCGCUGCGUCAGCAGGACAACCACAACCACAAGCGCCGAGUCAGCCAGCCACUACGACGGCAACUCCCGUUAGCACAAAUACUCCCGUUCACCCAGCACAGCAACAAGCUCCUGCACCGCACACUGUCAAUUCUGCUGUCAAUGCAGCUAGGGUGCAAGCUGGCCAGGCACAACAGCCAAGUGUCCCUACUACACAAGCAGCUCAGAUUCCAACUACUGCGCCUCAGGCACAAAUAUCAACUCCCACAGCAGCCACUCCAGUAACAGCACAACCCCCUGCCCAGCCCGCUCAAGCCACGGCUCCCACGGACGGAGCCACCAUGGCAGCUCCUGGAGCUCAAGGACAACCCCGCCCUCUUUCCCACGAAGCUGCCAUUUCCCAAGCUGCAAAGUCCUACCAAGGCAACAAUCAGCAAGCGCAGCCAAACCAACCAGCCCAGCAGGCAGGUACUCCUCAGUCAACUGCCACCCACCCUCACCCUCCUGGUUACAUUCAGAAUCGCUCUAGUGAAAGCACCACUCGAAACCACAACAUGGCCAUUCCAAAAAAUUUGAACGUCCCAACUCCUGAGCCUGUUGCAAUGGGUACUCCUCGUCCUACUCUUUCUGGUGGUCCCAGCCACGGCGCCAUGGGUGUCAUGGGUCAGCCUGCUAUCCAGAAGCAUCCUGGCUACGUUCUUGAAGGCGAAGGUCAGCGCGUUUUGAGCAAGAAGAUGCUCGACAUUUUGGUUCGCCAGGUCACUGGUGGAGGCGAGGGUGAAGGCCUCACUCCUGAUGCUGAAGAGUUCAUCCUCCAAAUGGCCGACGACUUUGUCGAUGAUGUCAUCACAGCAGCCUGUCGUCUCGCCAAACUCCGCCCCUCGUCCACCCUCGAGAUUCGCGACAUCCAGCUCGUGCUUGAACGCAACUACAACAUGCGCAUCUCUGGCUUUGCUACUGAUGACUUGCGUACUGUCAAGAAGCCUCAGCCUGCUCAGGGUUGGACUCAGAAGAUGUCUGCCGUUCAAGCUGCCAAGGUUACUCAGGGCAAGACUGAAUAA
Talaromyces amestolkiae is the source of this 1875-nucleotide messenger RNA. RefSeq lists its product as uncharacterized. Gene Ontology annotation, biological process: RNA polymerase II preinitiation complex assembly; DNA-templated transcription initiation. Gene Ontology annotation, cellular component: transcription factor TFIID complex; SLIK (SAGA-like) complex; SAGA complex. The record is from RefSeq and is a predicted model, not a curated record. Bases 1 to 1875 code for a protein of 624 amino acids. NCBI's taxonomy places the organism in Eukaryota, Fungi, Ascomycota, Eurotiomycetes, Eurotiales, Trichocomaceae. The transcript is spliced from 2 exons. Gene Ontology annotation, molecular function: TBP-class protein binding; protein heterodimerization activity; DNA binding.